AUGGAGGCGUGUGCUGUUGUGGUUGGAGUGUGUCUCUGUGGUUGGAGUGUGUCGUUGUGGUUGGAGUGUGUCGUUGUGGUUGGAGUGUGUGGUUGUGGUUGGAGUGUGUGGUUGUGGUUGGAGUGUGUGGUUGUGGUUGGAGUGUGUUGUUGUGGUUGGAGUGUGUUGUUGUGGUUGGAGUGUGUCUCUGUGGUUGGAGUGUGUUGUUGUGGUUGGAGUGUGUUGUUGUGGUUGGAGUGUGUUGUUGUGGUUGGAGUGUGUGGUUGUGGUUGGAGUGUGUCUCUGUGGUUGGAGUGUGUUGUUGUGGUUGGAGUGUGUUGUUGUGGUUGGAGUGUGUGGUUGUGGUUGGAGUGUGUGGUUGUGGUUGGAGUGUGUUGUUGUGGUUGGAGUGUGUUGUUGUGGUUGGAGUGUGUUGUUGUGGUUGGAGUGUGUGGUUGUGGUUGGAGUGUGUGGUUGUGGUUGGAGUGUGUGGUUGUGGUUGGAGUGUGUGGUUGUGGUUGGAGUGUGUGGUUGUGGUUGGAGUGUGUGGUUGUGGUUGGAGUGUGUGGUUGUGGUUGGAGUGUGUGGUUGUGGUUGGAGUGUGUGGUUGUGGUUGGAGUGUGUGGUUGUGGUUGGAGUGUGUGGUUGUGGUUGGAGUGUAUGGUUGUGGUUGGAGUGUGUGGUUGUGGUUGGAGUGUGUUGUUGUGGUUGGAGUGUGCUGUUGUGGUUGGAGUGUGUGGUUGUGGUUGGAGUGUGUCGUUGUGGUUGGAGUGUGUGGUUGUGGUUGGAGUGUGUCUCUGUGGUUGGAGUGUGUGGUUGUGGUUGGAGUGUGCUGUUGUGGUUGGAGUGUGUGGUUGUGGUUGGAGUGUGUUGUUGUGGUUGGAGUGUGUUGUGGUUGGAGUGUAUGGUUGUGGUUGGAGUGUGUCUCUGUGGUUGUGGUUGGAGUGUGUGGUUGUGGUUGGAGUGUGUGGUUGUGGUUGGAGUGUGUUGUUGUGGUUGGAGUGUGUUGUUGUGGUUGGAGUGUGUGGUUGUGGUUGGAGUGUGUGGUUGUGGUUGGAGUGUGUGGUUGUGGUUGGUGUGGUUGUGGUUGGAGUGUGUGGUUGUGGUUGGAGUGUGUGGUUGUGGUUGGAGUGUGUGGUUGUGGUUGGAGUGUGUGGUUGUGGUUGGAGUGUGUGGUUGUGGUUGGAGUGUGUGGUUGUGGUUGGAGUGUGUGGUUGUGGUUGGAGUGUGUGGUUGUGGUUGGAGUGUGUGGUUGUGGGUGGAGUGUGUCUCUGUGGUUGGAGUGUGUUGUUGUGGUUGGAGUGUGUUGUUGUGGUUGGAGUGUGUUGUUGUGGUUGGAGUGUGUGGUUGUGGUUGGAGUGUGCUGUUGUGGUUGGAGUGUGUGGUUGUGGUUGGAGUGUGUUGUUGUGGUUGGAGUGUGUUGUGGUUGGAGUGUAUGGUUGUGGUUGGAGUGUGUCUCUGUGGUUGUGGUUGGAGUGUGUGGUUGUGGUUGGAGUGUGUGGUUGUGGUUGGAGUGUGUGGUUGUGGUUGGAGUGUGUGGUUGUGGUUGGAGUGUGUGGUUGUGGUUGGAGUGUGUGGUUGUGGUUGGAGUGUGUGGUUGUGGUUGGAGUGUGUGGUUGUGGUUGGAGUGUGUGGUUGUGGUUGGAGUGUGUGGUUGUGGUUGGAGUGUGUGUGUGGUGUGUGUGGUUGGAGUGUGUGGUUGUGGUUGGAGUGUGUGGUUGUGGUUGGAGUGUGUGGUUGUGGUUGGAGUGUGUGGUUGUGGUUGGAGUGUGUGGUUGUGGUUGGAGUGUGUUGUUGUGGUUGGAGUGUGCUGUUGUGGUUGGAGUGUGUGGUUGUGGUUGGAGUGUGUCGUUGUGGUUGGAGUGUGUCGUUGUGGUUGGAGUGUGUGGUUGUGGUUGGAGUGUGUCUCUGUGGUUGGAGUGUGUUGUUGUGGUUGGAGUGUGUGGUUGUGGUUGGAGUGUGCUGUUGUGGUUGGAGUGUGUUGUUGUGGUUGGAGUGUGUUCGUUGUGGUUGGAGUGUGUGGUUGUGGUUGGAGUGUGUCUCUGUGGUUGGAGUGUGUUGUUGUGGUUGGAGUGUGUUGUUGUGGUUGGAGUGUGUGGUUGUGGUUGGAGUGUGCUGUUGUGGUUGGAGUGUGUGGUUGUGGUUGGAGUGUGUUGUUGUGGUUGGAGUGUGUUGUGGUUGGAGUGUAUGGUUGUGGUUGGAGUGUGUCUCUGUGGUUGUGGUUGGAGUGUGUGGUUGUGGUUGGAGUGUGUGGUUGUGGUUGGAGUGUGUGGUUGUGGUUGGAGUGUGUGGUUGUGGUUGGAGUGUGUGGUUGUGGUUGGAGUGUGUCUCUCUGGUUGUGGUUAG
This is a messenger RNA of Knipowitschia caucasica, 2325 nucleotides long. The record is from the annotation of a GenBank genome assembly. Lineage: Eukaryota; Metazoa; Chordata; Actinopteri; Gobiiformes; Gobiidae.